AUUGGUAUACGUCUCCGGAGGCACCAGGGACUCCAUAGGCUUUGCUCUCAAGGCUCGCAAGGAGAACCAGCCUGUGCCAUGAAAUUGUGGCUCCUGGUCUUCCUGGUGGCCUGCUUCGUGGGCACCUGGGUCCCUGCUGUCCACGCUCCAGGAGUCUUUGAGGACUGCUGCCUGGCCUACCACCCCCACAUUAGGCUGACCGUGCUCCGGCGUGCCCAAUAUUACCUGCGCCAAGAUGUCAGCGGGAGCUGUAAUCUGCCGGCCGUGAUAUUCUACUUCCCCCACAGACAGAAGAUGGUGUGUGGGAACCCACGGGCCAAGUGGGUGCGAGAUGGGAUGAAGUUUCUGAAUAUUCAAAAAAAGGCCCUCCCAAAGCAUCAUCAAGACACCAGGAGAAACUUCCAAGACUCUCACUCUGGGGUGAAGAAGUUUAGCUCUGGAACCUCCAGGCUACCGCUGUACAUGUUUAGAGGUCACACCAGAAACAGCCAGAGGAACAACUCCCACCCAGCAGCAGCCGAUCCAGGACCAUGAGCCCACACAUCUCCUGCAUCAACCAGCACAAAAUGGGCUGGACCUUUCUCUACCAUGAGCGUCACCCUGCAGCCCUGGCUGCCCCAGCCCGUGACCUUCAAGCCAAAUCUCACGCCUGACUUUGUGUUGGUUCCCUCCCCGCUGCCACUUCCUGCUCCUAGCCAGCCCUGGACAAUGGGUCUUAUAAUCAUUGAGAUACAUCACCCACCUGCAGCCUCUUGCCACCCACCCUAGGCCAUGCCUCUGUCUCUCUGGGUCCUUGCAAAGCGCCAGAUCAUCUAAGAUACCCCUCUCAGCCUGUGUUUUUUAAAAAUAAACCUUCG
Messenger RNA from Pteropus alecto (black flying fox), 857 nucleotides. It is a transcript of the gene CCL25, whose product is annotated as C-C motif chemokine ligand 25. Bases 79 to 534 code for a protein of 151 amino acids. The record is from RefSeq and is a predicted model, not a curated record. Gene Ontology annotation, cellular component: extracellular region. The transcript is spliced from 6 exons. Gene Ontology annotation, biological process: immune response; lymphocyte chemotaxis; cellular response to type II interferon. Gene Ontology annotation, molecular function: chemokine activity; CCR chemokine receptor binding. Lineage: Eukaryota; Metazoa; Chordata; Mammalia; Chiroptera; Pteropodidae.